UCCCGGCCAGGGCAACAGUCAUAGUGGCAACGGCGACCAGGGAAGCAGCAGCGGUGCCGCGGCCAGCUGAUGGUUGACGGUGGCGACAUCAGCGGCGAUGAGGACUAUACCUUCUUCUACCCCACCUCGACUGCUAGCCGUCAUCUUUUUAUGUUUUAAAUUAUGUUUUCAUUUUAUCUAUGUAAAAACCGCCUAAAUAUGAACAGCCUUCGUCUAAAUAUGAUUGAAUUUGCCCCUACUAAUGGGACGGCAAACGGAGGCCGAAUACUUAUUCGGCCCUCUUUCUAUCUAGAAAACUAAACUCGGUCCCAACACGUGACCGGAUCCGGAUCCAGUUCGAUCUGGGCUGCAAAUCUAUUUCCUCCCCGAUUCCGACUUAAUAUCCAACACCGAUUCCUUUUUCCUCCAUAAAUUGAUCGACACCCAGCGGCGGCAUCGAGUCAACAAAGAACAAAAAAGCAGUACUCCAGUACGGAUCUAAGGGAAAAUGAAGUAUUUCUGGGCGGAUAGUGAUCUCGGUGAGAAGAAGGAGCCUUUGGCGGAUGAAGAUGAGCAUAUGCAGACCGAGGAUGAAGAUGAGGAUAUGCAGGAGGAGGAGGAUAUCAGAUAUGAGAAUGAAGAUGUCAUCUUGCCCGCCUCCCUGUGUCCGCCUGCUCAUGGACAAGACGGCGAUCCAUGGAGCGGCUUCGUGCUCCUUGACCUCCAGGCUUACUUCUCCGAACGCCGCAACGCCACCACCGCGUCCUGCGAGAUGAGGGGCGGCAAGGGGAUCAUCCAUGUCACCUUCUGCUCCGCCGCCCCGCCGCUGGUAUCCUACUUCUGCGUCCACUACAGCGGCAGCUUGAAGCUCUCGCAUUUCGCGGUGCAGCCCGAAAUCGUCGCCUCGGACGGCGGCCUCGCCCUCCUCCGCGUGCCCCUUGGCGAUGAAAGCGAUAGCUUGGACCCCGACAUCAGCGAAUACUUCAUCUAUCACGCCGGCAUCAUGGGGCAGAGCCCAACCCUCACGGAGCUCCCGCACCCCAGACCCUAUGAACUCCUCGACCACCACACCAGCAUCGUGCGCCACUGCCCCAACCGCCACCGCCACCGCGACAACCAUGACUGCGCUCACUGCAGCUACACCAUCGGCUCGCUCUGCCCCGCGCACACACAGCACUCUUACCAAUACCAACUCAUUCUGCUUCACAAGGACACCAUGGCCUGGAGCUGCGAGACCAUCCCGAUAGACAAGGAGACGGCCAACUCUCACCCUUGCACUACCAAUACCAUCAACAUCGGGGGAAAGCAUGGCACCGUGGGCUGGGUCGAUCUCUGGCAGGGCAUACUCUUCUGCGACAUGCUCGCCUCCGAGGGACGGCGCGCACUUCGCUACGUCCCGCUGCCGCCGCCUCUCGUGGAGAAGAGGGGUGUCUAUAUGGGCCCUCCGAGAUGUUGUCGGGACAUUGCCGUCGUAGAUGGUUUCAUCAAGUGCGUCCAUCUGCAGGUCCGGGUUGUGCUUGGUUCGUCCACCUAUGACGGCGGAUUCACCUCAGAUGGAUGGUCAGCUGCACUAUGGAGCAUGGAGAUCACCGACUCGCUGUCGGAGCCAUGGUACCUGGACUGUAAGCUCGAUUCCACUGACCUGUGUGAUUCUCUGCCUGAACUGAAGGUCGAUGCCGGUACGACGCAGCCGACGUUGCAGAGGCUCCACAUAGGCCAGCCCACCCUGAGCCUGAAGGACGACGGCGUCGUAUACUUCCUCACAAAGAUCGACCACCGGGACGACGACCGCAACGGGUGGGUGCUCCCUGUUGACACGGCGAAAAAGACGAUACAGGGUGUGGCUGAAUUCGGAUGUGAAAGAACGCUUGGUUUUGAACUGGUGUACAUUGCAAGUAGGAUAGCUGAAUAUCUCCAGGUCACUCCAGGUGAUACGGACAAGAUAUAUUCAACGGAGAGUGCUCUAGCUAAACCAGUGAAGGAUGAUCACGCACCAAGCAAGGAUAUUUUCCAUUAG
Lolium perenne is the source of this 1996-nucleotide messenger RNA. RefSeq lists its product as uncharacterized. The record is from RefSeq and is a predicted model, not a curated record. Lineage: Eukaryota; Viridiplantae; Streptophyta; Magnoliopsida; Poales; Poaceae.